This is a messenger RNA of Emiliania huxleyi CCMP1516, 749 nucleotides long. RefSeq lists its product as hypothetical. The coding region runs from base 11 to 613 and encodes 200 amino acids. The transcript has a single exon. The record is from RefSeq and is a predicted model, not a curated record. Lineage: Eukaryota; Haptophyta; Isochrysidales; Noelaerhabdaceae.
GGCGCACGAGAUGGCGCCACCGCGCGGCUCGGCGCUGCCGCCGCCGGUGCUGACGCACCUCAUCUACAACCCGAACGGCCUGCCCCGCAACGAGGACGCGCACCUGUGGAUCCUGCUCGAGCCGCAGCGCGUCCCGCGCCUCUGGCUGCAACACAUGCGGAAGGCUGGGUCGAGCGAGGCUCGCGUCUCGCUCGGCAUCUCCGUCUUUGACCGCGACCUCGCGCAGCUCGCUGCUGGCGCGCCCGUCGACGCGAUGGUCGAGCUGAUGGAGCCGCAGAUGCACGACUCGCGGACGCUGCUGCGGGGCGGCAAGCGGCGGGUGCGCCUAUGUGAGGGAACCGAGGUUACAGCUUCCUCCGAUCCGGAGGACGCUGCGCACCUUUUCCUGCGGCUGCAGCCGCUGGCCGAGGCGCUGGGCUUCAAGAUGGGGCCUGCGUUCGGCCUGCGCCUCCUGUGGCAGAGAACGCGGCCGCUGCUACCCAAGGACGACCGGGAGCCCCGGGGCGGGCGCUACGGUCCGGCAGUCCGGUACGUGGACAACAGGGGCGCAUCUCACGGGUACCGCGUGCAGUUUGUGAAGUGCCCACUCUCUGUGCAGGCGCUGCGGGGUUAAGCUAAGAAAGCAAGCCUUUGCCCUCAUUGCAGGGUUGCGAGCGCCGGGAGGGCCACAUGGAGAAGGAGCGUCACAAAACAUUAAACAUGAGAGCAAGCUGUCGAGACGAGCGUGAAUUCGAUACAAGCGAACAAUG